GCAGUGUCGUGAGCGGCGGAGCGCAGUGUCAGCAGGUAACGCUGCGUAGCCCGGCCUGCGGCGGGCGGGGCCGCGGCCGUGCCUUUGUCCUACUCUCUGCUGUGGUGUUCUUUGCGGCGUGGAUUUCUGACUGGGUUGGGCAACGCAGCUGCAGAGUUCUUAAGCAAGUUUUGCAAAACCUAUUGCUAUGAGAAGACUGGUGUUGUCUGAUCUCGUUUAAAUAAGGAUCAAACCACAGAACGAGUAAUGAUCUCUCUGGGAACUGAGAUUCCACGAACAGUACCAUUAAGAUUUUUUCAGGACUUCAGAAGUGGUUGUGCAUGCAAUAUCAAGAUGUCUAAAAAAAUCCAUGGAGGGUCUGUUGUGGAGAUGCAAGGAGAUGAAAUGACACGGGUCAUCUGGGAAUUAAUUAAAGAAAAGCUGAUUUUUCCUUAUGUAGAUCUGGAUUUGCACAGCUAUGACUUGGGCAUUGAGCAUCGUGAUGCUACAAAUGAUAAAGUGACUGUGGAAGCUGCUGAAGCCAUAAAGAAAUAUCACGUUGGCAUCAAGUGUGCCACCAUCACUCCCGAUGAGAAGAGAGUAGAAGAGUUCAAGUUGAAGCAGAUGUGGAAGUCUCCUAAUGGGACCAUUAGGAACAUCCUAGGUGGAACAGUCUUCAGGGAGGCUAUUAUCUGCAAGAACAUCCCCCGAUUGGUGUCUGGAUGGGUGAAACCCAUUGUCAUUGGCCGUCAUGCUUACGGGGAUCAAUACAGAGCAACCGAUUUUGUGGUACCUGGGCCUGGAAAAGUAGAGAUGACAUACACUCCAGGAGAUGGAGGCAAACCAGUCACCUAUCUGGUCCAUAACUUUGAAAGCUGUGGAGGUGUAGCCAUGGGAAUGUAUAAUCUUGACCAGUCUAUCAAGGAUUUUGCCCAUAGUUCCUUCCAAAUGGCGCUGUCUAAAGGCUGGCCCCUCUACAUGAGCACCAAGAAUACCAUCCUGAAGAGAUAUGAUGGCCGCUUUAAAGACAUCUUCCAAGAGAUCUACGACAGAGAAUACAAGUCCCAGUUUGAAGCCAAGAAGAUCUGGUAUGAACAUAGGCUCAUUGAUGACAUGGUUGCUCAGGCCCUGAAAUCUGAAGGAGGCUUUGUCUGGGCCUGCAAGAACUAUGAUGGGGAUGUGCAGUCUGACUCUGUUGCACAAGGUUAUGGCUCUCUGGGCAUGAUGACCAGCGUGCUGAUCUGCCCUGAUGGCAAGACUGUUGAAGCAGAAGCUGCACAUGGCACGGUUACUCGUCACUACCGCAUGCACCAGAAAGGCCAAGAAACCUCCACGAACCCCAUUGCCUCCAUCUUUGCAUGGACAAGAGGAUUAGCUCACAGAGCUAAAUUGGACAACAACACUAGCCUCAAGACCUUUGCAACUGCCCUGGAAGAAGUGUGCAUUGAGACCAUUGAAUCAGGUUUCAUGACAAAGGACCUUGCUGCUUGUAUCAAAGGCCUGCCUAAUGUCACACGUUCUGACUACCUGAACACCUUUGAAUUCAUGGACAAGCUUGCUGCAAACCUGAAGGGGAAGCUGGCCUCUCUGCCCAAACUUUAAGGCUUGGGUUCUACUUGAGAUCUGCUAAGAAAUUCCCACUUAAACUGCAGUCCAUGUCACACUACAUCACUGUUGUGUAACAUUUCAAAUACUAGACAAAAAUGAACAUAUACAUUUUUAAAAUGUUUAAAAUACACUUUUUUCUUAAAUCUCUUGAGCUGCCAGGCCAAGUCUUACUUUGCUAAGCAGCUGAAUGUAAUAGUAUUCAAGCUCACUGUGGGCCUAGAUUCCUUAUGUCAUUCUGAGCAAACUUGAGGUUCUCUUACGACUUUAUUAUGAUUUUCUUCUUCUCUAACUGAAAGCCAGUCUGUGUCACACCUCUGGUCAAACCAGCAGUGACUUGCUGGCCAACAGACCUGAGAAAUCAGAAACGUCCUUAUUGGUCCAGUACUGUCUACUGAGUAUAAGUGAGCUCACAGGAUUGUGACAGCUCUACCGCAGCCAAUUUCUUCAUGUACUUUUUAGUGCCAGAUACAGCACUUAGAAAAUGCUGGAAACAAACCCUAUAGGCUAAAAGCCUAAUAAAACUGCAGCAGUAUCCUAAAUGCAGGCUGUGCAUUUAGAUAUAUUCCUCCUGACUGGAUGUGAAUCAUAGGAACUGUUCUGUCUUCCCCCUCCUGUGCAAUUCAUUAAGGUGCAGAAUGUUUCUCCAGUUGUCUGAGGUAUCACAUACACUUACUGUGAUACAGCAAGUCAGCUUAUGACUGUGAAGAACUAUUCCAUCCUUUUUGUUGGUUGUUUUUUUUUUAAAGAACAGUUUAGUUCAGACUAAAAUAAAAGCCAACUAACAUUU
Messenger RNA from Gallus gallus (chicken), 2374 nucleotides. It is a transcript of the gene IDH1, whose product is annotated as isocitrate dehydrogenase (NADP(+)) 1, cytosolic. Gene Ontology annotation, molecular function: magnesium ion binding; isocitrate dehydrogenase (NADP+) activity; NAD binding. Gene Ontology annotation, cellular component: cytosol; peroxisome; mitochondrion. Bases 247 to 1581 code for a protein of 444 amino acids. The record is from RefSeq and is a predicted model, not a curated record. Lineage: Eukaryota; Metazoa; Chordata; Aves; Galliformes; Phasianidae. Gene Ontology annotation, biological process: isocitrate metabolic process. The transcript is spliced from 11 exons.